Aphanomyces astaci is the source of this 249-nucleotide messenger RNA. RefSeq lists its product as hypothetical. NCBI's taxonomy places the organism in Eukaryota, Oomycota, Saprolegniomycetes, Saprolegniales, Verrucalvaceae. The transcript has a single exon. The coding region runs from base 1 to 249 and encodes 82 amino acids. The record is from RefSeq and is a predicted model, not a curated record.
AUGGAUGCAGACCUGACCGAACUGGAACAGCGCAUCCUUGAGGGCAACACAACCAACUCUGUCGAACAUGUACUACCGUCGUCGAGGUUACUCAAGUCGUCUGCCACGCAUCAAAGCACCAAACUCCUCCUCCCGACCAACUCGACAGCCACUUUAGCCCGGCCACAAUGUCCGAUCCUUCCGUCUCCGCGGCUGCAACAGUCGAGCAGCACCGUCCUCUACACUUCUUCAGUCGCGCAAUCGUCUUGA